Bursaphelenchus okinawaensis is the source of this 5152-nucleotide messenger RNA. The record is from the annotation of a GenBank genome assembly. NCBI's taxonomy places the organism in Eukaryota, Metazoa, Nematoda, Chromadorea, Rhabditida, Aphelenchoididae.
AUGACUUCCGAUGACUCUACAGAAGCAUCUGUAAAUUCUACAGUAGCGUCUGUAAACUCUACAGUAGCGUCUGUAAAAUCUACAGUAAGAAAGCAUAAGAAUCCAAUUGAGGAUAAACAGGAUUCACUGAUGGAGCUUAUUCGAAGUGCCGAGUUUACCUCAGCGUUCUACCCUGAAGGCAUCCGACCAAAUGAUUUCGGUUUUGUUCACUUUAUGGUCAAGAAAAGCCUUGUCAAAGUGUUCGAAGUGAAGUCCGUCAAGCUGAACAAUACUGUAAUGUAAGUUUUUGAACAUAUUUUACUUAUGUUUGGUUUAGCACAAAUUUAUGGAUUUAGAUACGCAGCCCAGGCUUAAGUACACACUUUAAUCCUAGGCACACAAUUUUAGGCUUAGGUACACAAUUUUAGGCUUAGGCACACAAUUUUAGGCUUAGAUACAGAUUUUAGACUUAAAUACACAUUUUAGGCUUAGGAACACAAUUUAGGCUUAGGUAUACAAUUUUAGGCUUAGAUACACAUUUUAGGCUUAGUUGCGCAAUUUUAGGCUUAAGAACACAUUUUAGGCUUAGACACACAAUUUUAGGCUUAGGAACACAAUUUAGGCUUAGGUAUACAAUUUUAGGCUUAGGUACACAAUGUCAGGCUUAGGUACACAUUUCAGGCUUAAGUAAACAUUUUGGGCUUAGGUAGAUAGUUUUAGGCUUAGCGUGCAAUCUUAGGCUUACGUAAUUUUAGGCUUACAACAUAAAUGUUGAGAACGCUGGAGUUAAGUAUGGUUGAAUAGGGCUACUUAAAACUAGGCUAAAACAGGGUAUUGUAACUUUUUUAAAUGUUUUCAUUUUAGCUAUAACAGGCACAAACUUAAUAAGCACUUUAAAAACACUAGUCGAGUUUUAUGGUCAAGUGAAAUGGAAGAGGAUCUAUACGUGAUUGGAGACAUGGAGGAUGGGUAAGAAAAAUUUUGUAAAGAAAGUUCUUGCCAUUUUUGUUUUGUAAAGAAAGUUCUUGCUAUUUUUUGUUUUGUAAAGAAAGUUCUUGCCAUUUUGUGUUUUGUAAAGAAAGUUCUUGCCAUUUUUUGUUUUGUAAAGAAAGUUCUUGCUAUCUUUUGGCUUGUAAAGAAAAUUUUUGCCAUUUUUCGAUUUGUAAAGAAAGUUCUUGCCAUUUUUUGUUUUGUAAAGAAAGUUUCUUCUAUUUUUUAUAUUUCACCCAUAAAUUUGAAUUUUCAGAUCAACCGUAGUAGUUGCUAAUGGUAAAGUAUCUCCACACCCUUUGGCCAACGUCUUAAAAAGGCACUUUGUUUUGUUAAAAGGAAAUUUGCAUAUUAUCGACCAAUAUGGAACGGCAUUGCCCUAUGACAAUCUGGAUGCGGGCUUCAUUUCGAAUAACAUUACCAACUGGAAUUUCAACUUUACCAGUCGACCAGACAAAGAGACGGUCUAUGCGGUAAACGACGAUUGUUACUAUGCCAAUAGAGCAGCUGCUAAGUGGGUAUAUUACAAGUGUCCAACGAUGAAAUUGGUGUUCAUGCCGAACAAGGAUGGCAGUGCUACCGAUUACUACAGUUUGGUGGGUUAUUUUAAUUAUUUUAGGCUUAUAAAAUACUUAUUUUGAACUGAAUACAUGAUAUUGAGGCUUAAAAAUGUUUUUAGGUUUUGAAUUUUAGUCUAAGAACCAAGAAUAUAUCUUGAAACGUAAAUUUUAAGCUUAAACUCUGUUUUUUAGGCUUAAAAACGCCAUUAGGCUUUAGGUAUGACAUUUAGGCUUAAAUUUGGUUGCUUUUUUUAAAGUUGAGUUUUUAGGCUUCGAACAUAUUGUUAGGCUUAAAGGAUGAUUUUUAGGCUCAAAAAUGUUUUUAAGCUUAAGAUCUAACUUUUAGGCUUAAAUUUUUAAGCUUUGUUUUAAAUUUAAUUUUUUUGGCUUUCACCACAUUUUUAGGCUUAAAAACUUUCUUUCAGGAGCAUUUAGUGAGUGUGAGCAAAGACAAUCACAGCUUUGAUCAACGUAUGUUACAAAACACUUACAUCAAGGUAAUUAGCAGUAGGCAGGUGGAGGAAACUGAGAUAUCGUAAGUAGAAUUUUUUUCAAUUUUUUAAAUUGAAAAAAAAUAAAUUAAAAUUUUUUUUUAUAUUAUAAGCAAUAAAAUUCCAGAGACCAUCCCAUCAUUAACAUUGUUUAUGUAUUCAUGGCGACGCUUCUUCUGUGCAUCGCCAUUGCCUGCUACUUUGCUUACCGCUGUAUUGCGCCUCGAAUCAGAAAAUUAGUUCAAGAGCGGACUUUGGUAAGCCUAAAAUUUUUUAAAAAGUUUUGAAAUGAUUUUAUUUUUUUUUAUUUUUUUAAUUAAAAAUUUAAUUUUUAAAAAUUUUUAAACCAAAAAUUUAACUUUUAAAAAUUUUGAAUCAAAAACCUUGAAUUUUUAAAAAAAUCUCGAUUUUCAGUACGCAAUCUCACAUCAAGAAGCUAUAGUCAACUUUUUGGCCGAGUUGACAAGUCAUGGUAAGUCUUAUAAGGGAAAAGCAAAUAGAAAGAGGGUAGGGGUAUUGGACCAAGAACUGAGACCUAUAUCAUGUGAAAGAGCGUGAAAAGUUGUUAUAAAUGUGUUUAAUUUUUUACUAUGAUAGAAAAAGGCAUGUGAUAAAGUGUCAAAAAUUUGUGACGAAGUGUCAAAAACUAAAAAAACAGGAGAAAUUUGGCUCGGCCGCGGUCGGUUGUUCAUGCCUGUGUUUGGCGGAACAUUUCCUUUUUUCAUUGAAUUGGGGUUAAUUUCGAAGUCCGUCUAAACUUUUUUUUUUAGAUUUUUAUGGCCUAGCCUAGCUAUUUUUAAGGUUAGGCUUGGCAGUUUUCUCAUCUUUCUGCAAAACAGGAAAGAUAUUUAUUUCUCGAUGUUGUUUUAGAUAUUUAGCGUUUAACUUGUGUUUUAUCGUUUUAUAAUGAAGUAAACUGGUAAAGCUUGAUCUAAAACUAUAUUUUAGUUUAUUUUUAAAAGAUUUUGAUGUUUUUCGUGUAGAAAUUGGCAACAAAACGUAUAUUUUUUGUUUUAUAUUGUUUUAGACCGUUUUGAUGUUUUGAAUCUGAUUUUUAGCCUUAUUUUCGUAAAACUGAUAUAAGAAGUUUAUUUAAAAGCAAAAACAAAGUGUGUUAUUGCUAUUUAAUCAAAAAAAUGUUUUUGAUAGUUUGUUUUUUUAAAGUUUCAACAAUUUUUCUUAUAUUAACCAUGCUGUUUUUAUGUUCUUGAUAUAUAUUGUUGGUGUUUUAGCUACUUUACUAUCUAUUUUUUAUAUUUUAGACAUUUUUAUAGUUCCUUAGUAUUGUCUUGAUGUUCUAAUUAUGUUUUUGCUCUUUUCAGCUUCUGCAGCGUCCUUCCUCCGAGCAAUCUCAUAUAAUGGAGUGGAUCUUGCUCCUACUGAACGCAAUUUCCCUCCACUUAUGUACAAUGAGAAGGGGAUUCCAUUGGCGAAUUGGCCUGGAAUUACACAUCACAAGAAUCAUGGAGGAACAACGUUUCAGUAUCCUGGACUUGAGGUUCCCAUUUACUUUGCUGAUGUGAGUUUUUUUAAUUUUGAAUUUUUGAAAUUUUAGGUUUGAAUUUGAAGUUUUUGUGUUGGUACUCAAGCUUUUUGGUACUAUAUAAUGUUUUUGUGGUGUUUUAUAAUUGAUCAAGCUGUCUUGUCGUUUUUUAUUAUUAUUUUAGAUGUAAACUAACGACUAGACUUUUUGCUACUUUUAUAUGAAUAAUUUAGAACAGCAUAGUGCCUAAAAUUCAGUAUAGUACGUUUAGUACUACAUAUUAGCUAAAAAAAUUCGUUAUAGUGCGUGUGUGAGGGAGCAAUCAAUAUGCGAACUUAUGUUACGUUAAUCCGAUUCAAUGGCGUAUCUUUGGUUCAUUGUCUAUGUAACAAGCCGAGAUGUAUGAGCUACGAGGAGAUUGAUGCACAAUAUUCGGUACAGGUCAAUCCGGUAAGGUUGUUUUAAUCUCUUUGCAUUGGAAAUGAGAGUUUUCUAAUUUUUUUUUAAAUUUCAGAUUUUUUAAUUUUAAAAAUUUUACUUUUAAGUUGAUCUAGUGGAUAAUAUAAGGUAAAGCUAUAUUUUUUGUCUUUCUUCAAUUAAAAAUGACUUUUUUUAAAGUUAGCAAAAGAAAUGAGAAUUUCCGAUAAUUUUAGGUAACAAUUGGCAGUCGUGGCUCUUGCUGGUACAGUUGUGAAAUUGAAGAGAGCGGUCGAGUCGUAGACACGUUCUUUAGUGCUGGUCGUCUGCGUGAAUUGAAUGAUUUUAUGUUCCUUCAGUCGGACAAUGAAGCUAUCACUUUUGGCUUGAGGAAGGAGCCGGUAAGUCAAUUUUAAAAUUUGAUUUUGAAUUUGAAAUGAUAAUUUUAAAAUUUUUGAAAAAAUGAAAACUUUUGACUUGGCAUUGGGAUGAUGUGAUGUUCUUUUAGAUCGUCACAAUGUUCCACAUCGGCAAUCUCACCGAAGCAUUGGUUUUGGCCGCUAUCAACGUUGGAUGCCAGUUGUUGUUAUCAACCAGCAAUGAGCUUCCUAAUGUAAGUCUUUUUAAGGGUACUGUAACUUGUAAAUUAGUGUGAUUUUAAACAUGUGGGGGUAUAAAAUUUGAAUUUAAGGUUUGUAGGACUGGCUUGGAUGUUGUAGAGUAGGGUACAGGGCUGGGCGGGGACUUUUGGUCUGGGUGCGGGGGUCGAAAAAAUCCACAGGGGGGGGACCAAGUUCUACUUUUUUCGAAGUUUUUUUUUGGGGGGGGAUUUCCUUACUCCUUCCCGUCCACCCCUCUUCCUCCAACGCUCGGCCCUGGUGGGGUAUGUGAAUGUAAGGUAAGAUAAGGUUAUAGAUGUUGGUACGGUAGAAUAAGUUAGGGUAUAGUAGGUCGGGCUAGUGUAGAGUAGGCUACGAUAAUAUACGGUAAAAUUUGUAACGAAAAAUGAAUUUCAACUAAUUUUAAAACUACAAAAUCACCUUCAGAUCCAAAAGAUUGUCGGCCUCCUCCACGAACACCUUGGUGGCCCACCUUUAAGAAUUAAACACAUGAAGUUCAUUACCCUUCACGUCGCAUUCUUUGCCGUUUCAAGAAUCGAAGAUACAGAGCAACGUGCUCAAUGGAAAUCAAAGCUCGAGUACAUUGUGGAGCUAAUAGAAAGAAAGAAAUAA